GAGACGAUCUCGUACGGCGUGAUCAAGAUGAACAUCGACACCGACACGCAGUGGGCGUACUGGGACGGGAUCCGGUCCUACUCGGAGGAGAACCGCGCCUACCUGCAGAGCCAGAUCGGCAACCCCGAGGGCCACGACAAGCCAAACAAGAAGUUCUACGACCCGCGCAUGCCGGUGCGGUCCGCCGAAGAGACCACGGUCGCACGGCUCGGCCAGUGCUUCUCGGACCUCAACUGCGUCGACGUCUUCUAA
This is a messenger RNA of Emiliania huxleyi CCMP1516, 252 nucleotides long. RefSeq lists its product as hypothetical. The record is from RefSeq and is a predicted model, not a curated record. Gene Ontology annotation, biological process: glycolytic process; gluconeogenesis. Lineage: Eukaryota; Haptophyta; Isochrysidales; Noelaerhabdaceae. The transcript has a single exon. Gene Ontology annotation, molecular function: zinc ion binding; fructose-bisphosphate aldolase activity. Gene Ontology annotation, cellular component: cytosol. The annotation marks the transcript as partial.